GUGAGGUGCGUGAUGUCGUCCAGCGAGGAAGAGGUGGCGCUGCCCACGAGCAAGCCCGCAGAGAAGAACAACGCCGGGCUGUUUAGUGAUGAUGACGAAGAGAUCUCGGAUGUGGAGACGAAGCCACCUGCCAAAGAGGACUCCAAGACCCCUACAGCUGACGAUGCCGGAUCUGACAACGGCGAGGAAAUGACCGAAUUGUUUGGGUCUGACUACGAGUCUGAAGAGGAAUUCAAAGCUUCGGGAAUCAAGGAGGACCCUGUCCGCGACGCCGACCGCGACAGCCCCAUUCCCACGACUACUGCAACAAAGCCGUAUGGCAGCAGCAGCGCGCGGGAAGUCGACGAUGCCCACCACGAUGAACUACGCAUCCCGAAAGGCCCCAAGGCCCCGAAGAAGACGAAUCUCUUCUUCACCCGUCCCCCGAACGUCCUUCGAUUUGUUCCGGACGCGUUCACGACCGAAAGCAUCAAGAAAGAGAAGGAAGAGACCGGCGACGAAGGCAUUUACCGCAAUUUCGUUCGCUGGCGGUACAAGUUGGACGCUGGCGGUCGCAUCAUGGUGGACCCGAAAACGGGACUGCCCAUGCGCGAAACCAACGCGCGCAUCGUCAAGUGGGAAGACGGGAGCUACACCAUGUGCGUAGGCGACGAAGUGCUCACGCUGACCCAGCAAAAAGUCGCGAAUUCGUUUGUGUUUGUUAACGAACAAUCGACCGAUGAAACGGUACUCGAGUGUCAUGGCCGCGUCAAGUCCAAGAUGACGAUCCGCCCCAUCUCGACGGCAUCGACAUCCCACCAAAGCCUCAAAAUGUCCAUGCGAGCGCGGCACAACAAGGCCGUGGUGCGCAUUCAAGAGUACGUGUCCGAGAUCGACGGCACGCUCGACAAGGAGCAGCGCGCGGCGGUCAAGCAGGAGCAAAUGAAGCUCGAAAACCGCAAGAAACAGCGCCAGGGGUACGAGUACGACCGCGACCGGUCCAGCCGACUCGACUCGACCUUUCUCGAAGAGGGUUAUGACGGCAUGGACGACGACGACGACAACCUCUCGGCCAUCAAGCAACAGUACAAGGCCAAGAGCAAGGCGACGUCGGGGGGCCGCCGCGCGCCGACCGCCGCGCCCGGUGGACUGGAUGAAUACCGGCAGCAAAAGCAGGCGCAGCGCCAUCGCGCCGUUGAAGUGGACGACGACAGCGACGACGACGACGACAGCGAAGACGAGAUGAUCACGCACACGUCGUCGUCGUCGAAACGGCGCCGGACCGUCGACGAAGACUCGGACUAACCAUGUAUUAUUAAUAUACUACACUACUGCUACCGUUAUGAAUGCAUG
Aphanomyces astaci is the source of this 1332-nucleotide messenger RNA. RefSeq lists its product as hypothetical. Gene Ontology annotation, molecular function: RNA polymerase II C-terminal domain phosphoserine binding. The coding region runs from base 13 to 1284 and encodes 423 amino acids. Gene Ontology annotation, biological process: positive regulation of transcription elongation by RNA polymerase II; transcription elongation by RNA polymerase II. The record is from RefSeq and is a predicted model, not a curated record. The transcript has 5 exons. Gene Ontology annotation, cellular component: Cdc73/Paf1 complex; nucleus. NCBI's taxonomy places the organism in Eukaryota, Oomycota, Saprolegniomycetes, Saprolegniales, Verrucalvaceae.